Messenger RNA from Thecamonas trahens ATCC 50062, 1027 nucleotides. RefSeq names its product G2/mitotic-specific cyclin-A. The record is from RefSeq and is a predicted model, not a curated record. The transcript has a single exon. Gene Ontology annotation, biological process: regulation of cyclin-dependent protein serine/threonine kinase activity; mitotic cell cycle phase transition. Bases 1 to 1011 code for a protein of 336 amino acids. Gene Ontology annotation, molecular function: cyclin-dependent protein serine/threonine kinase regulator activity. NCBI's taxonomy places the organism in Eukaryota, Apusomonadida, Apusomonadidae. Gene Ontology annotation, cellular component: cyclin-dependent protein kinase holoenzyme complex; cytoplasm; nucleus.
AUGAACGGGUCGGCGCUGUCGGUGGACACUCCGACGGGCGUGGUGCCGAUGUCGCUCGAGGCGUCGGCGUCGGGCACAGGAGUCGUCGACGAGGUGGCCAACAUCGACGCGACGGUGUUGUCGGACCCCAACUACUGCGCCGAGUACGCCGAGGAUGUGUACGCCGCGCUGCGGGAGAACGAGACGCGGACGGCGCCGCUGCCCAACUACAUGGCGGCGCAGCGCGACAUUACGCCGGCGAUGCGGGCUAUCCUCAUGGACUGGCUCGUCGAGGUCGCCGAGGAGUACCGGCUCAAGUCCGAAACCCUCUUCCUCACCAUCAACUACAUCGACCGCUUCCUCUCCAAGCGCAACGUCAAGCGGUGCAAGCUGCAGCUUGUCGGCGUCGCCGCCAUGCUCGUUGCCUCCAAGUUUGAAGAGAUCUACCCGCCGCUGGUCAAGGACUUUGUCUUCAUCACCGACAACACCUACUCGCGGGCCCAAGUCAUCCAAAUGGAGACCAUCAUCCUGCAGACGCUCAAGUUUGAGCUUGUAGUCUCGACGCCGCUGCCAUUCCUUGUCCGCUACGCGCGCGCCGUCGACGACCUGCCCGACGAGAUCCUCUCGCUUGCCCGCUACUACUGCGAGUGCACCAUCCACUCGUACGACUUUCUCAAGUACCCGCCCUCGCUCACUGCUGCCGCCUCGCUCUGCCUCGCCCUCUCCACCCGCGGCUGGAACUACUGGUCGCCGUCGCUCUCCUACUACUCGGGCUUCACCUCCGAUGACCUCCAGGCUUGUAUUCUGGACCUCACCGGAGUGCUUGCCAACGAGCCGUCGGCCCAGCUUCAGGGCGUGUGGGAAAAGUAUUCACACUCCAAGUGGCACCGCGUCUCGCGCAGCCGCAUCUGGACCACUGGCGACUUUGUACCCUUUGCUACAGACACCAAUCCGAGCUCCCGUUCGGCGUCCCGCCCGACUCAGUCCGGCCACCGCCACACAGCCUCGCUGCCGCCGGCCAUCUUCCGCUGAAACACUCUAAACUGAC